CAGAAAAGAGUGAAAAAAGUGUGCAAAAACAGUUACAAAAAAAUAUAGAAGUAAAAUAAAUUAACAAUUUACAAAGUACAGUAAACACAGUACAAUAUACAGCUAUAUACAAGUCCUCAUAAGGUAGGAAAAGAGGACAUAGUGCAUUCAAUGUAAUCUACUGUCUGACAAAUAUGAUGACCAGAAUAAAUUAUCUAAUAAAUUAAUGGUUAAAACGAAAAUGACACAUGUUCGUUUGAUGGCAGCCACCCAAUAAAUAUAUAAAUCAAUGUUUUAUUUGAAACAAACAUGCCGUCGUGUAUUGCCUUCGAUGCAAAUUCCUGUAAAGGUCUGGCUGUAAACUGCAAGGUGAAUUCAUGAGACGUAUCAUCCAAGUCACAGUCAGCUUCCUGCAUGAGCUUCCUGUGCUCGCUUUAACCUGCCCGGAGUUUUUCUCUGCUGCCUCCAUGACGGCGCAGAUACGCGUCGUCGUCAGGCCUGCACAGGAAGUCGGCAGUAAGAACCUUUUACCCAAACAGAUGACCUCGGUACAUCCAGUCCUGCUUGUGACUGUUGUUUAGCCUUUUUAUCUCUGUUCUACAUUUAUAUUUAACUACGUUUGAACACCUGACUGCUUUCCGUUAAGAAUAAAGUUUGUAUGCAGACACAUUUUUAAGGGGAAUAUUUACCAGCAGAGACUAAUUGAAGGUUGACAGAAGCCUGAUUGCCACACUUACAUAAACUCAUUGACAACAAAAGCAAACUGAGCUUUUGUGUGCUCUUGUGGCAGAUCAUCUUGAGCUGCUUUGCACAAAUCAAGCCCCCUGAUUUCUCAUGCUAUGCAGUCUGCAAGCACAGCCCGGCAAGAAGCAGAGCAGUUUAGAAGAUCAUCGCAACACAAAAGCAAAAGCAUCGUUUUUUUAUGCUCAUCACAAACGUUAGCCGAUUCUUGGAGGAAACUCUUGAUAGACUGAAUGUCAGUCUAUCAAUACUUUCACACUACGGCGAGUUGUGUCCUCAUAAGCUUUGUUAUAAUAGUGGUGUGUACUACUAAUCACAUAAUUAACCUUUUGAACUGUAAAUCAACAGGCGCUUUUAAAUACGGAGGACUAAGGAUCCAUUUAUUGACUGUUGAUGUCCAAAUUAUUUCUGACAUCCCUCUGACUGUAAUCCCUAAUGUUCCUGUUGUCGCUGUUGUCUUCUUCUGUGCCGCCCUCAGCUCCUGUUGGGUCGCCUCUCUGCCUUUGGACUGAGCCGGUUGUUCUUGUCCUGGUUAAUGGUCUCACUCAGGACAGACAGCGUUCAGACCAACCUCUGCCAACAUCUGGAGGGUAGGGAGCUACUGUGAGCGUGUUAUUCUGACCAGUGUCAUGUCCUCCUCCAAAACAAGUCGUGACAUAUCAGCUGAUGCUUUGUUAUCGAACUUUCUCAAACUCACACUUAAUUUGCGGGGGGGAAAACAAAAUCCAGCUUCUGUCUACUUUGGUGUCUUUCCACAAUGCUGAGAUUAGUCUUCAUGUUUGAUGACUCAUGAUGCACUUCCUUCAGCUUUGCCUCUGCUGAUUUAACCCACUUCCACACAACAGGACGUGAGUGCAGUGACCCGUCAUCGUUAUGGACGUGUUCAUCUCUGUACGUGUUAAUAUGUUCUUGCAAACGGCCCUCACUUGAACGGUCCUAACUGGGGGGUCUUAAAUUGAAAGCACAGGAAGUGGUGUGUUUUGGGGUUUUUUUCGUUAGUCACAGUGAGCUCAUUAACUUACAAGGAGUUGUGCUUAUUUAAAGGAUGAGACAGCAAAAGGGGUGCAUCACUGUUAACCUCCCUCUCCUCAGUGUGCUCUGUAGUGACAGCAGUUGUUCUCUCUGCAGUUAUGGAUCAAUGGAAACUUGUUCUUCUUCUGCCACUGUGUCUGUGCUUUGACUCUGAAGGUACUGUGAGCUCCUCAUUACAUUCAGUUUGUCCCGAGUUAGCUGGUUUUUCAGUUGUCUAUUGUGCAUCAUCUUUCUUUUUCUAGCGCGCUCAGAAAUCGAAAAAUGUAUGAAAAAAGAUCACAAAAAGUCAUUGAGAAGCUCUCCUCCUGUUGCUUACAGUGACUGUUGUGAGAACCACUGCCAAAGAACCAGACGUGGUUCAAAUAUGCACCAAAGAACUGGUGAAUAUCCUCAUGGUUAUCUGUGAGAUCAGCACAGGAAGGACGAGGGGGGGUAAGUGCCGUCUGCUGUAUCAGCACAGAUGGGGCUUUGUGAAUGAAUGCGACUCCAGGUUCAAACUCGUGGCAAAGAAUCAGGUUGCAUUUCUCCACCUGACCGAAUUAACACCUGAGGACAGUGGGAACUACACCUGCGAGUGUUCACAUCCUGAGGGAACAUACAGUUCCCAUCAUAACAUCAUCGUGGAGGGUAAAUGUUUGAUUUAUUUUCACCAGUUGCCUUUUCUGCACUCUGUUGGGGCUCAGAUUAUCUCCCAUUGUGUGUUAACAAAUUCAGCAUCAUAUGAAGUGCAGCUCAGCAGCAGUUAUUCCUGGAUAUGGUCCAUCGUCGUGGCUGUCGCCACAUUUACUGCUGUGCUCGGACUUGUCCUCGGAUGUAUCUGGAGAACAAAACACCGCAGACAGGGCAGGAGGUCAGAAGAGCCUGGCUUGUCUGCCUGUGAAACCCCGUCCUCUGUGGAUGGGCAAUAUGAGUUCCACAAAAGCCUCCAGCUUCCAGAAUGCGAUCUGUACCAGAACAUCUCCUCACUGCUGCAGCAAGAGGAUGCCAAGAGGAGUUCAGCUGGCAGCAGCGUAUCGACUUCCUGUUUGGAACAGGAAACAGAUGGAGAGACUGAUCAGAAUUGCAAAAUCUAUGAAAACAUUUGAAUCAAAAAUUCAAGAUGACGCAUUUUUUGGCUUAUUGAAGCGUUUGAGAUAGAUGUGGCAAUUAAACCCGCUUGGGGACAUGUUUACGCACAACAGCAGCUACCUGUGCAGGCGCUGCAGAAGAUCCGUCAGCAGGAGCCCCCCAGUUAUAAAUAUUUCUGCACGGAGUUGAGUGUAAAUGCCGCGUGUCUGACGGGAAAUGUUUUUUGUAGAAUCGGUUUCAGGUGUGAUUUCACACCAGGCUGUCAAGCUAUAGCUUCUGCUGCCCUCUCUGGUUGAAAGUUUCCCUGAUGCUGUUUGAAGUUAACAACCGGGUCAGCAAAGACGAGAGUGUCGUGUUCUGCCAAGUUACCUGACUUACUGAGUGUCAUGCUGGACUGUAAAUGCAUCGUUAUUCUGUAAAAUACAUCCUGUAAAGAUGUUUUCCUUUCUGUACGGCUCAGAAACCUGCUGCUGGUCACAUUAAAUGUACUCACUCGGUGUGUUAUAAUAUAGUGUGUGAUGCAUUAGUCAUUCACCAGCUGUACUUAAACUGAGUUCACAGGAGAAGCCAAUGACGAAGACCAGUUAAUUCCUCAGCACCAAAUUACAGAGGGAAAUGAGUGUUGUUCUGACAAGCACGUUUAAAUUUUAUUUUCUGUUUUGUUUUUUUUAUAAUUAUUUUUAUUCACCCUCCCUUCAAAAAAACACCAAAC
This is a messenger RNA of Scatophagus argus, 3532 nucleotides long. RefSeq lists its product as uncharacterized. The coding region runs from base 2145 to 2837 and encodes 230 amino acids. NCBI's taxonomy places the organism in Eukaryota, Metazoa, Chordata, Actinopteri, Scatophagidae. The transcript is spliced from 3 exons. The record is from RefSeq and is a predicted model, not a curated record.